This is a messenger RNA of Coccidioides immitis RS, 207 nucleotides long. RefSeq lists its product as uncharacterized. The coding region runs from base 1 to 207 and encodes 68 amino acids. The transcript has 3 exons. The record is from RefSeq and is a predicted model, not a curated record. NCBI's taxonomy places the organism in Eukaryota, Fungi, Ascomycota, Eurotiomycetes, Onygenales, Onygenaceae.
AUGGGUGGUCAAUCUAGAGAAGGCGGCAAAGCCAAACCCCUCAAGGCUGCUAAGAAGGAAAGGAAAGAACUGGAUGACGAUGAUCUCGCCUUCAGAGAGAGGCAGAAAGCAGAGGCCAAAGCCAGAAAGGAAAUGGCUGAUAAAGCGAAGGGCAAGGGCCCGAUGAAUACCGGCCAACAAGGAAUCAAGAAGUCCGGUAAAAAGUGA